UUUCUCCCUUGCCUUCAUCAUGCCUGCCUGCCUCCAUCUCAACUAUAUAUAUAUUUGUAUAUGUAUACAUACAUUAUAUAUAUGCGCACACACACACACACACACACACACACACAAACCCCCUUGAGCUUUGUCAAAAGAAGGCAGCACAGAAAGCCUAAAGCCUCACUUAUUUAGCCUCCAGUAGCACGCUCUUUCUUCUGUCCUCAAAGCUCUCAUCACUCUCACACCCCUCCUGCACUCCAUUUCCAUUGCUUGCAUUCUUGGUUCUCAGCUGCUGCUUAUUAACAGCACACAAGGCAAGAACACACACAGCUACUACACAAGGCUAGAUUAAUUAUCAUCAGUGGUCAGUACAUGAUGGGGUUGCCGGAGGUGAAGAAGAAGAAGCAGCUGGUGCACAGUACGCGAGUGGAAGAUCGUCACAGGCACCACCAGAAGCAGCAGCACCAAGACGGCAGCAAGGUCAAGGUGCUGGAUCUGUCAUCCGGCGCCGGGAUCGCUGCCCUGCCGCUGCAGCAGCAGCUCAAGCCCGUCAAGACCAGCCGACGACGGCACGCCGCCGCCGCCGUCGUCACCGAGGAGGAGGGAGAGGGAGAGGAAGAGCCCGUGACGCCGAGGGGGGAAGGGUGGAGGAUACCGGCGGAGGCAGCGACCUGCCCGCCCGCGCCCAAGAAGCCCAGGACGGCGGUGUCCAUCGUCAGAAGCACCGCCGGCCGCCGGUGCAACUACGACGGCGGCGAGGUGUUCGACGAGUUCUUCCGCGUGCCGGCGGAUUUGGAGGCCGUCUUCGUCGCCCGUGCAGCCAAGGCGAACUAGCUAGCUGCACUGGGUACGUAGGGAGGACUGCCAGUGUGUGUAUGUGAUGCUUGCAUUGAGCUCAAGUGAUCCAGCUUGGGCUCAAGCAAAGUGUAUGUGAUGCAGAUUGCAAUGCAUCGGCAGCUGGUGGUGAGUGAGUGAGUGAGAGUGAUGAUAGAGUGAGUGAGUGCAGUUGUACAAAUUCUCUUUUAGUAUAUGUUAAUGCAAGUCCUAAUUCCGUGAAA
Molecule: messenger RNA, 1043 nt
Organism: Sorghum bicolor (sorghum)
Lineage: Eukaryota; Viridiplantae; Streptophyta; Magnoliopsida; Poales; Poaceae
Product: cyclin-dependent protein kinase inhibitor SMR6
Exons: 1
Coding region: 358-819 (153 amino acids)
Source: RefSeq, a predicted model, not a curated record